This is a messenger RNA of Musa acuminata AAA Group (dessert banana), 597 nucleotides long. RefSeq names its product pectinesterase inhibitor-like. Lineage: Eukaryota; Viridiplantae; Streptophyta; Magnoliopsida; Zingiberales; Musaceae. Gene Ontology annotation, molecular function: enzyme inhibitor activity. The transcript has a single exon. The record is from RefSeq and is a predicted model, not a curated record. The coding region runs from base 1 to 561 and encodes 186 amino acids.
AUGGAGAUGGACACUUGCCGAGGUUGUUCCUCUCUCUCCCUCUCUCGCCUCCUCACAAUCACCUUCACCUUCAUGGCUGCCUCGGGACUCCCAGACAAUUCCGAUGACCUGAUCGCUGCGACGUGCAACCGCACGCCGUACUUAGACGUCUGCAUGUCCACCCUCACGUCCCGCCGCGGAAGCCGCACCGCCGACCUGCACGGGCUCGCCGCCAUCUCGCUCGAUGCCUGCAUCGCCCACGCCAAGGCGACGUUGUCGUACGCGAGGAGCUUGAGCAGGCACGACGGCAUUGCCAACGACACCUACGCGUCCGGGUGCCUCGCUGACUGCCUGGAGGAGUACGGCGAAGCGGUGGACGAUCUGCACGAGUCCGCGGGUGCGCUGCGGCGAGGGUCGUACGACACGGUGAACGUGCUGUUGGCCGGUGCCAUGACCAACUCGGACACCUGCGAGAGCGGGUUCGGGGAGAAGCCGGGUCUGCGGUCGCCGUUGACGGAGAGAAACCAGUACUUCGGCAAGCUCUGCAGCAACUCCAUUGCGAUCACCGGUCUUCUUGGUUGACCUCUUUGGCUGUGCCUUCCAAAUUGUUUGGUUUCA